AUGCAGGGUGGAUAUCUAUCAUUGUUGAGCAGUACCGGGGAUAAGCCACUAGAAUACUGGAGCAAACAGAAAUCAAGAACAGGAUCGAUCCAACGAGUCCUCGACAAAGAACUCAACGAACGCGUUUUGGAAAUCCAAGAUGUCGAAGACGCAAAUUGCCAAAAGACCUGGAUCAUGUGUCCGCCCGCUACCGAUCAAAUUCUCGACGUCAAGCUACCCGUACUCGUGAUAAUACUAAAGAGCCUGCAGUCCCACUUGUUGAUACAACUGCAAGUGGCCGACAAGGAUGACAUCCGCCACUUGAUCAACCUGACGAACGUCGAGGCGAGCAAAAAGAAGACGGAGGCCAAAACGGUGAUCAGCCCACUGAAGAUGCACCUGGCGCUCGAGCCCGGCUGGAACAAACUCGAGUUGGACCUCGGCCAGCUGUGCAAGGUGUUUGGGGCGCGGUUCGGCGCGGUGACGAGGCUCAAGAUAUGCGCCAACUGCAGGAUACGCAGGCUUCACUUCCUCGACAGGCACUACGAAGACGAUGAGGUGUCGGUAGCGCUGUACCAGGGCUUUUUAGACCACUACAUGUCCAAAUGGGGCAUCAGGGCGAUCGAGCGGGCGACGCAGACCAAAAAAACGCUCGGCAAGCCCGGGAAGGACGCCAUCGCCCCUACCGUCAAUACACUUACCAAAUUGUUCCUGAAGAGCAUCCAGUCCAAAUCGGACAGGGCGAUAGACCAGCACAUGUCGAGGAACCCGCUGGUGACACCCAAGGAUUACGUCGAGUUCAAGAGAAAGGCCAAAAUCAAGCCCUACGCCAUCCCGGACAAAAGUAAGCUCAAGGGGAAGAAGAGCUCGGAGUCGAAUUGGGACCUGAGCCAGAUCAGAGACAGUUUCAAGCAGUAUGAAAGCCUGAACUUGUACGAAAAGUCAGCUGUCAAGGAGAAACCCGAAAAGAAGCCUGACACUGCGGUGCCCGCAACGUUUGUCGAGAAGCAGGAAAUUAAGAACUUGAUGUACAAAGUUUACAGGUAUAGGUACCCGGUGUUGACGGACACGAAGCCGAGCGAAGCCAAAAAGGAAGUUCCAACCACAAAAUAUUCUGUCGUGAAGAAAUAA
Messenger RNA from Copidosoma floridanum, 1110 nucleotides. RefSeq lists its product as uncharacterized. NCBI's taxonomy places the organism in Eukaryota, Metazoa, Arthropoda, Insecta, Hymenoptera, Encyrtidae. The record is from RefSeq and is a predicted model, not a curated record.